Messenger RNA from Heterotrigona itama, 2187 nucleotides. Lineage: Eukaryota; Metazoa; Arthropoda; Insecta; Hymenoptera; Apidae. The record is from the annotation of a GenBank genome assembly.
CCAUAUCUUACGUCAUAAACUUUUAAUCUGCAUAAAAAAAAAAUUAAAAUUUUGAAAAAUUGCAUUCGCGUAUAGUAACAGCAUUAAUUACGAUUUUUAUAAAUACAAUGUGUUUACCUUUCUAUAUAUGAAAGCUGAUCGUUCACAAGAUAUUUAACACCGUGUAUAGUGCAAUUUGUCAAAUAUUGUUUGAUAAUUUUCCACCACCAAACGAAUCUUGCCCUCAUUGUUGCAUCAAGGUGCAAAUUGAAUUGAAUUGAAGUGAACUGCUCUUACAAUUGUAAACGAAUCGAUUAAAAAUAUAGCAUGGUUACUUUAUUAAUUAUACAAAGAUUGAUUUAAUCUCUCAAUGCUUGCAUAAGCUUAUGAUUAUUUUAUUGAAGCGUAUUUAGAAACACGUGGCACCGAAUAUACAUAGUAUAUGGUAGCAGAGUUCCGAUAAAUCCAACGCUUGCAUAAGACUUUAAGGUUAACUACAUAGAAAUUAAUUGUAAUAUUAUAAACUUUAUUAAUUGUGUAGAAUCUAUAUUGAAUAAUUAACAAUACAUUGUAUGUGUGUUAAAUUAAUAUAAUAACAUGAGACGAUAUUUUAUUAAAUUUUCAUAUAUCGGCACAAAAUACAGAGGAAUGCAAAAAAAUAUAAUUCCAUCAGCAAAGGUACGAAUAAAUGAUACUGAGACUAUUCAAGGAGCUAUAGAAGGUGCUUUCUUGAAACUAAUUCCACAAGUUUUAAGUUGGCCAAUAUUAACUUGCAGUAGUAGGACAGACUCUGGUGUACAUGGACUCUGUAAUAUAGCUCACAUUGAUAUAGAACACAAGUAUGAUGGUAUUUAUAAUCCUUAUGAAUCACUUAGGAAUUUAAAUAGGCAUUUAAUUCUGUGUGAUCAUGAUAUAAGGAUAUUGGACUUGAUUCCAGUAAAGAAUACUUUCCAUGUAAGAUACUGUGCAAAUUCUAGAACUUACCUUUAUAGAAUUCUAAAAGCAAAGGAUGUAAAAUAUCAUAAAAUUCCUAUAAUAGAAAUGGAACGUUGUUUUCAUUUUAGGUAUGUAAGGAAUCUGGACAGUUUAACCUUUGAAAAAGGUUCUCCACUUAUGCCAUAUGAUUCUCUCUCUGAAAAUUUUGAUUUCUGGGAUUUUAAAUGUACAGCCAAAGGUUUUUUAUAUAAACAGGUUAGAAAAAUUGUAACUGCUUUACUUGCUUUAGGAAUAGGUAAAAUAACAGAAAAAGAUAUAACUGUAAUGUUACAAGUUCCUGGACACAAGAAUUACAUGACUUCUUUGGGACUAGUUCCACCACAUGGUUUAUAUCUCUGGAAUGUUGGAUAUAACCAAGACUACUUGGACGAACAUACUAUAAAGUAUAGAAUAUCCGAUGAUGGUAUAGUUAUACCAUUAAAUGAGGAUUAAAUAUAAUGUACAUUUAAGAAUACAUAUAAAUAUCGCCAAAUAAUUUUUUUAAUUAUUUUAAUUUAUUUUACCUUUUUUAAAAAUACUAUUUGUAUAAUAACAAUGGAUUUAAAUAGUCUAAUAAAAAGUAAAAAGGUACAAUUGAAAAAAUGCAAAACUGUUGUAACCAACAUGUUUGGUCAAAAAUAUGAAGAGAUUAAUGGAAUAAAAACAGAAUUGUCUCUUACAGGAAUACCAUUUGUUAUAGACGAGAGACCUGAUUUACAAAUUGCAUAUAUACUACCAGGAUUGUAUUUAAGUUCCCAAGAUCCUGUUAUAAGCAAAGAAAUUUUGCAAAAACAUGAAAUUCAUCAUAUUUUAAGCAUUGGUAUUGAUGCAUCGAUAAAAUUUGAUGACAUUAAAUACUAUUAUUGUGACUUGUUAGAUUUACCUGAAUCUGAUCUUUCUAUAGCAAUUAAAAAAUGCAUUAAAAUCAUAAAUGAACAUCGCAAUGAAAAUAUUCUUGUGCAUUGCAAUGCUGGUGUAUCUCGUUCUCCAGCAAUUGUUAUAUCUUACGUAAUGGCUUACGAAAAAGUCUCAUACGAUAAUGCAUAUACUAAAGUAAAAAAUGUAAGAAAUUGUAUUAAACCUAAUGAAGGAUUUGUGCAACAAUUAAAAAAUUUACAAUUCUCAAAUAUAUUGUAACAUAUAAAUCAAAUGAUAAUGUAUUAUGUUAAAAUUUAUUUCUGUAAAGAAUGAAAGGAAAAAAUAACACUGUUUUAACAAUAGAUUAAUUAUAUA